UUUUAUCUCCACGACGUUUUCCGUAAAAGGGGGCAGGCUUUUGUGUACAGGUCCCAUUCAUGCAGUGUGUAUAGAAGUGUUCGCCGACAGCCUAGCCGUGUCACAUCCUCCUCAGAUCACAAAGCUCUCCUCUCUCAGGCUGAUUGGAAAGUGACCCUAUACAGUAGUAGCCACCAUGGCAGAAGCGCACCAGGCGGUGGCCUUCCAAUUCACCGUCACCCCUGAUGGCAUUGACCUGCAGCUGUGCCACGAAGCUCUACGCCAGAUCUACCUCUCUGGCCUCCACUCCUGGAAGAAAAGGUUCAUUCGCUUCAAGAAUGGGGUGAUGACUGGUGUGUACCCUGGCAGCCCUGCUGGGUUCAUGGUAGUGGUUGUGUCCUACAUGUCCUACAAUAAAUAUCAACGGCUCGAUCCCUCUCUGGGAUUGAUUGCCAAGCUGGGUCAACACGUACCCAUCAGUCGAUAUAUGUCUACAGACAGCCAGAGGAUAGUUGGAGGAGUUCUGGUGGGCACAGGCCUGUGGGUCACCAUAAUCAUGAUUAUGAGGAAUGUCCUAAAGUGUCUGUUGUCAUGGCAUGGCUGGAUGUAUGCACACCAUGGCUCUGUGUCCUGGUCUACCCGUCUGUGGAUGAUAUUAGUGAAGGUGUUCUCUGGCAGGAAACCAAUGCUGUACAGUUUCCAGAACUCGCUGCCACGGCUACCUGUUCCAGCUGUCAAGGACACCUGCAAAAGGUAUUUGGAGUCUGUGCGCCCACUGAUGGAUGAUGAGCAGUAUGAACGGAUGAAGGGCUUGACAAAAGACUUUGAGAAGAACCUGGGUCCCAGGCUGCAGUGGUACCUCAAACUCAAGUCCUGGUGGGCCUCCAACUAUGUUAGUGACUGGUGGGAGGAGUACAUUUACCUUAGAGGUCGUGGGCCCAUCAUGGUCAACAGCAACUAUUAUGCCAUGGAUUUCCUAUAUGUGUUCCCCACCUCCAUCCAGGCUGCAAGGGCAGGUAAUGCCAUCCAUGCUAUCAUGCUCUACAGGAGAAAGCUGGACAGAGCCCAGAUCAAACCAAUAUACUUGCUGGCAAACAAGGUUCCUCUGUGUUCGGCUCAGUGGGAGCGGAUGUUUAACACCACCCGCAUCCCUGGUUUGGAGACAGACAUCCUUCAGCACAUGAACGAGAGCAAACACAUAGCUGUGUACCAUAAGGGUCGCUUUUUCAAGGUGUGGAUGUUUUAUGACGGUCGGCUGCUGUUGCCACGGGAGAUAGAGCAGCAGAUGGAGAGGAUCUUGGCAGACAAGUCGGACCCCUUACCAGGAGAGGAGAAACUAGCAGCUCUCACUGCAGGGGACAGGACCCCGUGGGCCAAGGCUCGUGACACCUACUUCAGCCGUGGUAAGAACAAGCAAUCUUUGGACGCCAUUGAGAAGGCAGCCUUUGUUGUAACCCUGGAUGACACCGAGCAGCGCCAUGAUGCUAACAACCCAGUCAAGUCUCUGGACAGUUAUGCCAAGUCACUGCUCCAUGGAAAAUGCUACGACAGGUGGUUUGAUAAAUCCUUUAACCUGAUAGUUUUUAAGAAUGGCACCAUGGGACUGAACGCAGAGCAUUCCUGGGCAGAUGCUCCUAUCGUUGGCCAUCUUUGGGAGCAUGUACUUUCCAUGGAUCCUGUUAAGCUGGGCUAUACUGAGGAGGGUCACUGCCGAGGGGAGCCCCACCCCAACCUGCCAGGUCCUCAGAGGCUGCAGUGGGACAUCCCUGCUGAGUGCCAGGAGGUCAUCCAGAGCUCCCUGACGGUCGCCAGGACUCUGGCUGAUGAUGUGGACUCUCACAUUUUCCCCUUCAGUGACUUUGGCAAGGGUCUGAUUAAGAAGUGCCGCACCAGUCCAGAUGCCUUCAUCCAGAUCGCCCUCCAGCUGGCCCAUUACAGGGACAAAGGGAAGUUCUGCCUAACAUACGAGGCCUCCAUGACACGUUUGUUCCGUGAGGGCCGAACAGAAACUGUGCGCUCCUGCACCAUGGAGUCCUGUGCCUUUGUUCGUUCCAUGAUCAGAGAUGAGACAAGAGAAGAGCGCCUCAAGUUGCUCAAACUGGCAGCAGAGAAGCACCAAAACAUGUACCGCCUGGCAAUGACAGGACAGGGCAUCGACCGUCACCUUUUCUGUCUUUACGUGGUUUCCAAAUAUCUAGGAGAAGACUCACCCUUCCUCAAGGAGGUCCUGUCUGAGCCUUGGAGGCUGUCCACCAGUCAGACCCCUCUGCAGCAGGUUGAGUUGUUCGAUCUGGUCAGACAUCCUGAGUAUGUGUCCUCUGGAGGUGGAUUUGGUCCAGUUGCUGAUGAUGGUUAUGGUGUCUCCUACAUCAUUGUUGGUGAGAACCUCAUCAACUUCCACAUCUCAAGCAAACACUCAAGCCCAGAAACUGACUCCCACCGUUUUGGCUCCAACAUCAGGCAGGCCAUGCUGGACAUGCUGGAUCUCUUCCAGCUCAGGAAGAAUGCCAAGUGAUCAUCCUCUCCAUAGGUGGAAUAAACAUGAAAAGUUGUGUGUAGAAAAAUAUAUAUUGUUCUUGAAGCUUGUACAGAAUGAAAUGAUGGAUAUGGGGCUCUUUUUUAAGUUAAUUCACGUUGCAGAAAUAAGGAUAAUUGAUAGGUAUUUGGAAACAUUAUUGUCAAUAUGUGUGCAAGGCGUUUUAUGUGUACUGUAUGUAUAGGCAAGGUGAGAUUCAGUUGGUAUUGGGCACAGGGAGUGCACAGAUCAAGGUUUUUAUUUACGGGACUGGUCGCACGGUGCCUUAGUGACCCAUCAAUAUAAAAAGGGCAAAAAGGGAGGGGCGAAUUAGAGCCACUAUAGUCUAAGAUCAAGUCUGUAUUACCACAGUUGAGAGACAUUUCAUCUGAAGGACUGUUCCACAGCAUCAUCCAAUAUUUGUAUCAUGUUUUAAGUUAAGAGGUGGUGCAAUAUUUUGACCAUUUUUGUCCCAAUGUUGGAAAUGAUUUUAAUUCUAAAUGUUUUUAAAUUUUUUUUUCUCAUAAAUUGCAGAACCUGAGUCAUGUGUCAUUAGCCAAAGCAGCAGACCUGAUGUUAAAUAUCAUAUCAACAAUGCAUGCAUGUUGUGUGGUGACCAUUAAUUUCACAUGGCUCAGUAAUUAAACUCCCGCUGAGUCUGAUUCUCUAGGCUGAGCAGUUGCGUCCAAUAAUCUUGUAACUACGGGAGCCUGCAGGAGGAAAACAGAUGAUCUGUAAUUACAAGAUAAAUAUUCAGCUUUGGAAAGUGACCUCGUAUCAGUGUGAUGCUGCAUACAACACAGGAGAUGGGGAGCUGUGCCUCUGUCUAUUCAAUGGAUCUUUAUUGCCUUUCGGACUCAAGUGUACAGCCAAUGUGUGUGUUUAUUUUAGCUGCCAUGAUUUCAUGAUGUAACGACAAAGGCAGGUCAUGUUUGUGUGGGUGUGUUUGUCGUUUUCAUACUCAGGUUUUACUAAGCUGGUAUUUUGAGGGUGCUGGCUGCAGUACUGGAAGAUCAGUGCUUAUGUUGGCAUGUACAUCUGCAACAGUAGAAGAAAUUGAGAUGCAGUACAAUGUCAUGUGACCCUCCUGAUGAGCUGGUGGGUAGCACACCGACAACAUAAAUUUUGCUGUGGGAGUGAGCGAUUGGUGUGUGUCUGGGGUGAAGCUCACUUGUACAGCUUGUUGGACUGGCAGCGUUAGACUGAAGAAUUUUCUUUAAGUUUCUCUUUCUUAAAAAAGAGCAAGCUAACUGUACUUUAUUGUGCACUCCAUGACUGGCCAUUUCAUUCUAACUAACCAAUUCCUAACUACAAAGUAGCGUUUUGUCAGCUCAAGAUGAAUUGUAAACGUUUAUGAACAAAGUGUCAAGUUGUUAGUUCCAGCAUAGUGAUGUUGCAAUUGUCAAGGUGAAGUUUAGAAUUGUUUAAUAGGUUGUUGCCAGUAAUGCAUAGGAAGUGCAGAGAUAGAGGGGCUGUCAUGUGUCGUGUGCAUUUCUGUUAUUAUGUAUAUGUUGUCUGGUCAUCAUAUUAUUUAUUUUUUCCACAUAUUCACCUCUGUAUUCACAAAACAAACAUGCACAUUUACCCCUUGAAGGUGCAGAAUUAUGCUCACUAAGUUAAACCUUUGCUGAAUUAAGACAUGAAAACAGACAAAAUUUUUCCUUUUUUAUCACAGACUUUGCCAGUACGUUGUAGUUGUAUGACUUUUUAUCUCAGUAGACCUCAUGUUUACACUGCUGCAUGGUGUUUGAAGAUGAAGCUGUACAUCUUUGUCUUGAAUUUAAAGAUGUAUAAAAAAAUAAAAUAAAAUACACACAGCUGAUAUACCAAAACGAGUUUCAACAAUAAAGUGAAUGUCGGACAGCUGUA
Scatophagus argus is the source of this 4363-nucleotide messenger RNA. It is a transcript of the gene cpt1ab, whose product is annotated as carnitine palmitoyltransferase 1Ab (liver). Gene Ontology annotation, biological process: carnitine metabolic process; fatty acid metabolic process. The coding region runs from base 176 to 2494 and encodes 772 amino acids. Gene Ontology annotation, molecular function: carnitine O-palmitoyltransferase activity. Gene Ontology annotation, cellular component: mitochondrion. Lineage: Eukaryota; Metazoa; Chordata; Actinopteri; Scatophagidae. The record is from RefSeq and is a predicted model, not a curated record. The transcript is spliced from 19 exons.